This is a messenger RNA of Verticillium dahliae VdLs.17, 1164 nucleotides long. RefSeq lists its product as uncharacterized. NCBI's taxonomy places the organism in Eukaryota, Fungi, Ascomycota, Sordariomycetes, Glomerellales, Plectosphaerellaceae. The record is from RefSeq and is a predicted model, not a curated record. Bases 602 to 928 code for a protein of 108 amino acids. The transcript is spliced from 2 exons.
ACGCAGUUAUAUACGCAAUUCCAACGCCUUUUACUUCACCAGUCUCCAUUCUCAACGCUUUAGAUACCUCUAGAAGCGUCCACUAUCUAUCCUCUAUCUCUCCUAUCGAUAAGUUAUCCGUAGCUAUCUCUCUUAUCUAUCCACGACCUCCCUAUGACUACCUAUGUCCAGUAACCUCUCUCGACGACUCCCGACGGCUUCCGACGACUCUCACGGCAGACCUACGAAGCCCCACGAUAGCUAGCGUCGGCCCCGUGUCUCCCUCAAGCCCCGGGACGACGACUCUUACGGACAGACCUUAUCUCGUCGCUUGACGGCCCUGCCGAACCCGUCUUCUGGCUGUACCGAUAGCCCUACCUCUUACCGACUUCCUUACCUCUAUACAACAUCCCUCCGAUAUAUACCUAUACCUACAAUACUACGUCCCCCCUUGUCUAACAGUUUUAAAAUCUUCUAUAAAGUAAAGUAAAGUAAAGUAAAGUAACGUAAAUGCAUAGCGAGUGGGCUACUUUCGGAUCAUUAGUUAAGAGCUUUUUUCUAGCCCCUGUUUCCACAGGGCACUGUCGAACUUGCCGAGGUAACCAAUACACUAGAGGGCUUUAUGGCUAUGAGCCCGAAGAUGACAUGCGACGAAACUGAGGCCUUGGGGCGUGAGAUUGGAGCUGAACGGCGCUGGCACGAAAAGGCACUGCAGGACUCAUUACUCCUCAUCAGCCGUAUCGAGAAGGUUAACAAGGAGCAUGAGAAGUUGGCGAGGAACAACAAGGUACUCCUCGAGUAUAUUGGGGCUUUGAAGGACCUGAGUUCGCCCACGACUUUUCGUAACGAUAUCGAGGAUAUGAUUCCAGUGCCACACCACGCAAGCGAUCUCCCAACUUUGAAGUACCGGCCGCAAUGCCAGCAAGCACUCAUCUUGGAGCCGUUGUAAGGAGUACUUCGCGUCAGAGGGUUGGCGAUGGGUGAAGAAGUGGGUUGUUCCCUAGGAUGUCUAGGUGAGGAGUUCUCUCGUCGUGGAAUAGCUCAAUGUAUCCCUGUUCGGAAGCAAUCAGGCAUUUAUCACCCUAAGUUGAGCAAUGGCGCCGACGCUGGAUCAUCCGAGCCCGAUAUCGCUCCCGGGACGAGCCGAAAGUGCAACAUUGUGGCCAGGUCGGUCACAUCAAAACC